Molecule: messenger RNA, 2512 nt
Organism: Chilo suppressalis (striped riceborer)
Lineage: Eukaryota; Metazoa; Arthropoda; Insecta; Lepidoptera; Crambidae
Source: the annotation of a GenBank genome assembly
AUGAAACGACUGAACUCACUGUGUGGCAGGGUUGGUAACACUGCGACCGAAGCCAGCGUCAAAGAUUUUUUUGGUGGGCUUUCAUGUUGUGUUCGCGAUAAUUUCGCGCAAUUAUUUCUAUUGAAUCAAUAUAAAUUGAAUCAAAAGAACGAAGAUACAAAUAUGAGUACGUUAGAUAUAAACAAAUUAGACAACGAUGAUGAAAAUAAAACGCCUGACAAAAAACAAAUCGAAGCCGAAGAGAAAGAAGUGAUGCUUAAAAUUGAAGAUAAUUCAGAAGUUCCGGAUGAAAAAUCCGAUGGCGGCGGUCCUGUAAAAGCCGCUCUUUCAGGAGACAUUACAGAGCAAGGGCGCGAAGUAAAACCUAAAUUUAUACCAAUAGGUGCGAUUAAAAUGCCUGGUUUUUUCACUAAGAAUUCAGACAAAGAAAAAUCUAAGGAUGAAGACGAUAUACAGAAGGACACUGAAAAUGAGAAGACUGAUGAGGAACCUAAAAUCAAACACAAUCGUCUGCAAUUUUUACACACUUGUCCUUUCACACAAUUUUUACAUAAGCCUCGCAAUGAUGGAGAAGGGGGAGAAAGAAAGAGAAUAUUCAAUAUCAAAUAUCCUAAGGUCUUCCAGAAACGCUCAGAGAUUAACCCUGAGGCAACUCUAGCUUCCAUGGAGACCCUAGAAGACAAACUGGAUACUCCAAAUGAUGGAAUGGAAAAUGUUAAACUAGAAAUGGAUGCUGAAGAAGGGAAAGUGGCCACUAAAUUACCCCUCAAAGAAAGAAUUCGUCAAAAGAAAUUCAUUAUUGAUGACAUAGUUGUGUGUGUAUUGGCGUUGCUAGUGCUGUUGGCCGUUAUCAUUGGUGUAGUGAUGGGGGCGCGCGCGGGGCCGCCGGCGGAGCGCCCGCUGCGACUGGGCCGCUUCAAGGAGACCAUCACCACUUGUGGACCAGUCGAAGGUAUCCUGGAUGAAGGAGUGUAUAAGUUCAACAACAUACCGUAUGCUGUCCCACCCGUAGGAGAUAAGAGAUUUACUUAUGCCCAACCUUUAAACAAUAUAUCUAUGUGCUGGAACAACACCUACAAAGCUCAUGAGCCCGGACCACUCUGCCUACAGUUUUUGGAGAAUGGCACUAUUAUUGGGGAAGAAGAUUGUUUGAAUUUAGAUGUUGUCACUCCUCAUGUAAGAUACGACUCGCCAUUACCGAUUGUUAUGCUUAUUGGAGCCAACUCUUUAGCAGGUGGCAUAAGUCCAGCCCAACCUUCUGCUUUGUAUGCACGUACCAAGGAAGUUGUAUUUGUAAGGCCAAAUUUCAGACUUGGUGCUUUCGGUUUCCUAGCACUUGAUAUUCUGUCUAAUUCCAAAUAUCCAGCCACUUCAGGAAAUUACGCUCUCAGUGAUUUAAUAGCUGCAUUGCAAUGGGUAAAAUAUAACAUUGAACACUUUGGUGGAGAUCCAACUUCUGUUACUUUGCUGGGCCACAGAGCUGGUGCAACUUUAGCUGCUGCACUCACAACAGUUACCAGAGCUCAGAAGCUGUACUCUCGAGUUUGGCUUUCCUCACCCUCAGUGAUUUUCCCUGGUGAACCCCAAGAUCAAACUCAAAAAUAUGAACAAUUCAAGCAAAGAAGCAAAUGCAAUGAUAUUGGAUGUCUGCAGCGUAUGUCAACAACAGAAAUUUUAAGUGCUACACCAGAAGUAUGGCUGGGAAAUAAUGUUGGAACUUUACCAGUUGCUGCUGAAGAAUUUCAACACUCUUGGUUGGUUUUAGAUGGCGAUUACUUAAGGGUACAUGCUUACGAAAGUUGGCAUUCCCAAAAAGAAGCCAAGAAAUCAGGUAAGGACAAAAUUUUCAAACCUAUGGUCUUUGGUACAACACAGCAUUCUGGUCAUUCAGAUUUACUACAAAAGAAACAUUUAAAUUGGACAUCAGAAUUGGUGGAAAAAAUGGUCAAUGAUAGUAUUAUUGGCCAAAAGAAUUUAACAGCUGCAGUUUUCAAACAUUUCGACAAGUCUUAUACAGGUUUGGCUGAAUUAAUAUCGUCUCUGCGUACUUUAUGUCCUUUAGUAAGUUUAGCGAGAUUGCGUCUUUCAGCACCCAUGUAUGUGGUUAUGGGCGCAGGCGGAGGCGCACUAGGGUCUGGAAUAGCUGGUAUAAAUGCAGAUGUCGAAGCUAUUCUUGGUACUUUUGAUUCUGAAACACCAGAACAAAGACGUUACAUGGCAGCUAUGCAACAGCUUUUCUAUUAUUUUGUAUGGCAUGGAACUUUGCCUGGUCCAGAAACUAGUCUCAUUACUGUUGCACAAGAUUUACUUCCUCUUCAUGGCUUGCCAGCUUGUGAUUUACUGAUACAAGAAGAUCUAGUGCCAAGGUACGCUCAUAUCGAUUAAAGUGUUAUUUAAUAUCAUAAUCAUGUCUUAGAUUGUAUAAAAAUGUUUGGCUGUCUUCUGUAGUUAUUAAUAUUUAAGCAUGUUUUUAAUAUGUGAGUAAAGUGCAUUUACCCCACCCCACCCGCCA